Molecule: messenger RNA, 1269 nt
Organism: Nanorana parkeri
Lineage: Eukaryota; Metazoa; Chordata; Amphibia; Anura; Dicroglossidae
Gene: RSKR
Exons: 11
Coding region: 1-1008 (335 amino acids)
Biological process (GO): protein phosphorylation
Molecular function (GO): protein serine/threonine kinase activity; ATP binding
Source: RefSeq, a predicted model, not a curated record
AUGAAAGUGACAGAGCGACCUCUCCCGCAUUGCAUAUCCUUAUUCUUGCCUGAAUUUCCAGUUUGGUCACCAGCUGUGCAGCCAGAGUUAAAGAUUCUGGGAUGUGUUGCUAAAGGAUCCAUUGGUCCAGUGCUGAAGGUCCUGAACUGCACAGAACAGAAGGUCUUUGCCUUAAAGGUAUUACCCAAAGGAGAAGUUCUGCGACGCAACACACUGAAGCAAUGUAAGGAAGAGGUCAGCAUUCAGCGACAGUUGAAACAUCCAUUUAUUCAAUGCCUGGGAGGGAGCUGGCAAGGACAACGUCAUCUGUUUAUCAUGUGUAACUACUGCAGAUAUGGAGAUCUCCAUUCCUGGUGGAUGUCUGUCAAGCAAACUGAUGAAGGCACAGUCCGGUUAUUUGCAGCAGAACUGGUAUCAGUAUUGGUCUAUCUUCAUAAUCUGGGAAUCAUACAUCGAGAUGUCAAGAUGGAAAAUAUAUUACUAGACGAAAGAGGACAUUUGAAAUUGUCAGAUUUUGGACUUUCUCGACAACUUCCUUUUGGAGAACGUGCAUAUACCAUAUGUGGUACCCUACAAUACAUGGCUCCUGAGGUUCUUUCUGGAGGUCCCUACAGCCACUCAGCUGACUGGUGGUCUUUGGGCGUCUUGCUGUAUGCACUGGCAGUUGGAGCGUUUCCAGUUCGAUGUGCUAGAGACCACAUAAGUAUGUUGGAGUUUGUCAAUCAAGCAGCAUUCAAUAUUCCGGAGUCUCUAAGCCAAGGAUUGUCCUUUCUUCUAAAAGAGCUCCUGUGUAAGGUUCCAAGACAGAGGCUACGCCACUUCCAUCAGUUCCAGAGCCAUGUUUUCUUCAGAGGAAUAACCUUUGAUCCCUCACUUCUUCAGAAGUACCCAGUAGAUCUUGUGUUAUCCAUGCGGAAAUCAGAAGAUAUGGACUUGUCAGAAACUGACGUCUUUGAAGACUUUGACUGUGAUUUUACAGAGACCUUGCAGUUUCCACACCCAGCCUAAAAUACAUCACCUGCAACAACAUAUAAGAACAUCAAUUCAACUGCUGCCUUAAACUGUGGAGCCUCAUGCUAAAUUUAAGAGUGUUAAGUACUUUCCACCCAUUGCCUUUAUUUAUCAUUGCUACAGUCUCCUAUUUAUCCUGUAUGGAUGUUUUUGCUUUUUAGCUAUUAGGCUAUACUGCUUUCUAAUGAUUGAAUACUCAUUUGUACUCACCAUAAGAUAAGGUUUUAAAUUUUCACAAUAAACUGGUGUUUUACUACU